Molecule: messenger RNA, 11257 nt
Organism: Papilio polytes (common Mormon)
Lineage: Eukaryota; Metazoa; Arthropoda; Insecta; Lepidoptera; Papilionidae
Gene: Ppn
Product: papilin
Exons: 55
Coding region: 136-9765 (3209 amino acids)
Biological process (GO): extracellular matrix organization
Cellular component (GO): extracellular region
Molecular function (GO): serine-type endopeptidase inhibitor activity
Source: RefSeq, a predicted model, not a curated record
AACGAAGCAAACGCUUCGUGCGCGGCCAGCCGACAUCGCGCUCCUUGCGCACGCGCCCAUCUCCUACGGGAACCGAACUUGUGAAUCCUCUCUAGUGUUCUGUGCUACGGACUUUUCUGGUAUGCAGCUCUAGUGAUGGCGUUUAGCUUAAGAUCGCUGCUGCUAGCAGCCAUCGUAUUAAGUAAUUAUUUAGUUUGGACAGCAACAAGGCAUCAUCACACACACAAUCUAUCCCGUCACCGCAGCAGGCACAGGCGGCAGGGCGCUGGGCUGUAUCUGCCUGCUUCCUACGUGCUGCCCGGAGGCGAAGGCAGCGGUGCGUGGGGUGAAUGGGGCGAGGUGAGCGCCUGCUCGCGGACAUGCGGCGGCGGUGUAGCCAGCCAGAAGAGAAUAUGUCUUGAAGUCAGUCCUGAAGGUCAACCGCUCUGCACGGGUGGCGAUACCAAGUACCUCUCAUGUGAGACACAGGACUGCCCCGAAGUCGGGGAUUUCCGCGCGGAGCAGUGCGCUGAGUACGACGACAUCGCCUUCAGGGGCAUCAAAUAUAAAUGGCUGCCAUACACGAACGCCCCAAACCCGUGCGAGCUGAACUGCAUGCCGCGCGGAGAGCGGUUCUACUUCCGACAGAAGAUCAAGGUGGUGGACGGCACCAGAUGCACAGACGAGUCUUUCGACGUCUGCGUCAAUGGAACCUGUCAGCCGGUAGGUUGCGAUAUGAUGCUAGGGUCUAACGCACGCGAGGACAAGUGUCGCGAGUGCCGCGGAAAUGGCACAAACUGCCGGACCAUCGCUGGGCGCAUAGACAACCCUGACCUCAGGAAAGGUUAUAACGACGUCCUGCUAAUACCGCAAGGUUCGACAAGCAUUUACAUUACAGAAGUGCGAGCAUCAAAUAAUUACUUAGCCUUAAGAUCGAAGCAAGACAAUGUAUAUUACCUAAACGGGGAGUACCACAUCGACUUCCCUCGCAGUCUUAUGAUAGCUGGUGCCACCUGGCACUACGAGCGCAGCCAGCAAGGCUUCGCCGCGCCCGACAAACUGCGCUGCCUCGGACCCACGACUGAACCUUUGUACCUCUCGUUGCUGUUACAAGACGAAAAUGUGGGAGUCGAGUAUGAAUACAGCCUGCCUGCCGCACUAGCGCCUCCACCGAACCAAGAGUACAAUUGGGUAUUCCGUGAUUUCUCCCCCUGCAGCGCCACAUGCGGCGGAGGAACUCAGAGUCGGCAAGUAAGUUGUCGGUCGAGAGAGGAACUAGAGAUAGUGGAGGACAGUUUGUGUGACUCCGGCCUCAAGCCAGUCACCAACCAGACCUGCAAUACUGACCCCUGCCCGCCGCGCUGGGUGGAAGAACCCUGGGGUCCUUGCUCCAAGCCAUGCGGGGCAGGUGGUACUAGGUCCAGACAAGUCUACUGUCAGAAAAUCAUCGUUAAUGGGCUGCUGUCCAUAGUAGCGGACAAGGAGUGCUUCGACCUGCUGGGCUCCAAGCCUGAGCUGUACCAGGAAUGCAACAGGAACGCCACCUGCCCCACUUGGUUCACUGGACCUUGGAAACCGUGCGACAAACUAUGCGACGAAGGCAAACAGACGCGGGAUGUGGUGUGCCAUCAGAAGGUCAACGGUAAAGUGGAAGUAUUUGAUGACGCGAUGUGCGAAGAUGAGAAGCCGGCCACAGAGCAGAGCUGCAUGCUGCGGCCCUGCGAUGGAGUCGACUGGGUGCUCUCCGACUGGUCUGGGUGCGACACGUGUACAUCUACAGUGCGCUCGCGCGUGGCUCACUGCGCCACCAGCAUGCACAAAGUGGUGAACUCCAGCUUCUGCUCGUACCACCCAGCGCCGGUGCUGGAGGAGCCCUGCGACCGCACCAAACUGCCCUCCUGCCAGCUCUUGUGGUACGCCACUCAGUGGAGCAAGUGUUCAGUGGAAUGCGGGAAAGGUAUCCAAAGCCGGCGGGUGUUCUGCGGUCUGUUUGAUGGCGCGUCAGUGAUCAAGGUGGACGACGAACGCUGCGACAGCAAACUGCGCUACAACGAUAGCAAGCCCUGCGAAGUGCCUUCGGAGAAAUGCGAUGCCAAGUGGUACGCCGGACCAUGGUCGACAUGUAACAAAGAGUGCGGUGGCGGUCAACAGUACCGACGCGUGAUGUGCUUGAGCGGUGGUGUCGAAAUGAAAACAUGUCCCGAGGAUUUCAUACUAGACACGAUGCAGAUUUGUAACACGGAGGCUUGCACCAAUGACACCAAGACUACACCGGCUGAUGAUGUGACUGCAUCUGAUGAUUACUAUGACUACGAGGAAUGUAUCGAAGAGGACUACCCUGAGGCCGGUGCUGAGGUGAUCGGGCCGAGCGGCGUCACAAUAGAAGACGUAAUGUUCAGCGAUAGUCCAGUCACUGAUUAUGAUGAUUCCGCUGAAUAUAUUUCUCAAUUUACGCUCGAAACUAGAUCUGAUACAGAGUCCACUGAUGAUUGGACUACUCAUGAAACGGGGAGUGGAUCCACUGGCACUGACUUCACUGAUUUAUCGACCACCGAUGAAACGGGCAGUGGCUACACUGGUACUGACUUCACUGAUGAUACAACAGUAUUCACGUCUAUCACUGAUACGACGGAAGCGACAAUAGAUGAGAGUGAAAGGGAACUAACCGAAGAAUUCAUUGCCAUCUCUAGCGUGUCGCCAUUACAUUCCUCUUCAAAGAAAUCUGGAAUUAUUGACACAAUAUCCAGCACAGAAUCAUCAACAACUUCAGAUGUAACCGGAACCGGAUCUACAGAAGUGUCUACAGAUAAAAGCACUGAUUCAAGUACAACUUUCGAUGUUUCGGAAUCAAGUAGUGAUGGAAGCACAGAAAUUUCAGACACCAGCACAGAAAGUAGUACACUAGAAAACACAGAAUUAGCAGGAUCUAGUACAGAUGUAUCUUCGAGUGUUAGCAAAACUGAUUUAACGGAGUCAACCGAAAGCACGAUAACCGAUAGUACAGAAUCGACGGAAACUGGCGUAAGUUCUGUUUCUACAGAACCCACUGAAACAGGGAUAACUGAAAGUGGAAGCACGGUAGCAGCAAGUGAAAGCAGUUCCCUAAGUUCAGAAACUGAAAUAACAGAUAGCACAGAAAUCUUUACAACCGCAGCAACAAAAUCCGAAACUGAUACGUCUGAAACAGCCAGUAGUGUUACGACUGAAUUAGAAACAAAGGCCGCUAAAGAAUCUGUAUCUACAGAAUCUAGCACCUCUGACUCCGUAACGAAAGACGGAAUUACCACGGGCUCUUCUGAAUCUGAAUCGACCGAGAUUACGGAGUCCACUGUAACCGAUACAACAUUAACCGAAUCCAGUAAAACCACAGAAACGGAAUCAACUGAAAUUACGGAAUCUGAACCUAGUCUAUCGACUGAAUCUGCAUCUAGUGUAUCUACAGAAUCUGGAUCAAGUGCGACCACAGAAUCUGAAUCCAGUGCAACUACCGAGUCCGAAACCAGUGCAACCACAGAAUCUGGAUCAAGUGCAACCACAGAAUCUGGAUCCAGUGCGACUACCGAGUCCGAAGCUAGUGCAACCACAGAAUCUGGAUCAAGUGCAACCACAGAAUCUGGAUCCAGUGCGACUACCGAAUCUGAAGCCAGCGCUACCACAGAAUCUGGAUCAAGUGCAACCACGGAAUCUGGAUCCAGUGCAACUACCGAAUUUGAAGUCAGUGGAACCACAGAAUCUGGAUCAAGUGCAACUGCAGAAACUAAAUCAAAAUCAAUUACCGAAUCUGAAUCCAGUGCAACCACGGAAUCUGGAUCUAGUGUAUCUACUGAAUCUGAAUCGAGUGCGACUACCGAGGCUGGAUCUAGUGCUACAACUGAAUUUGAAAUUAGUUCAACUACAGAAUCUGGAUCAAGUGUAAGUACUGAAAAUGAAUCUCACGCGACUACAGAGAUCACGGAACAAGAAACAACUGUCUCUAGUACAGUUGUGAGUACAGAAUCUACAGAAGGCGAAACAACGGUAUCUGAAUCGAGCGCGACUACUGAAACUACUAAAGAGGAGAGUACCGAUUCCUCAGCAACAACAGAAAGCUCUGUUGCUAGCACCCAAACUGAAAGUACGGAGUCAAGCACAACUAUGAGUUCGGAAGCUAGCACCACUGAAGUCUCUGCUAGUUUGUCGACAACGGAAGAGUCUGGAGAAGAGACAUCAGGAGAAACUGACGGUACAACGGAGUCUGGUUCUACUACGGAAAAAAUUGAAACAUCUACGAUUAGUGGAUCUACACUCGAGAGUUCUGGAAGUUCCUCCAUUGAAAGCGCAUCCACAACGGAAAUUACAAGCCCUGAGGAAUCCUCUGGUACAACCGAGGCGAGUCUGGAAGGAUUGUCCACCACUGAAAUAUCAACCGAAAGAGAAACGGAAACUGAAAGAGGAACAACUCCAUGGGGCUGGACGACGACUGUUGAAGUUUACACAAAGAAACCAGGGUGUAAGGCACGAAGAAAAGUCGCCAAAUGCAUCAAAAGCAAAUAUGGUUGCUGUUCCGACAAAAGGACACCAGCAAAGGGACCAUUUGAAGAAGGUUGCCAGAGUCCGAAGACGUGUAAGGACACUAAACACGGCUGUUGCCCUGACGGAGUGUCUCCCGCGGCCGGACCUCGCGGCAAGGGCUGCCCCUUGCCGGCCUGCAGCGAAACGCUCUUCGGUUGUUGCCUCUCCGACAAUGUUACUGUUGCGGAGGGCAACGAUCAAGAAGGCUGUCCACCUGCUAAGCAAUCUUGCGUUGACUCGAAGUACGGCUGUUGUCCUGAUGAUAAGACGGAAUCUAAAGGGCCGAGGAAUGAAGGAUGCCCCGAGGAAGAAGUUACAACAGAGGCAACAGGAUGCUUUGCGACCGAGUUCGGUUGCUGCGCAGACAACAGUACCGCUGCGACUGGACCAGACGAACAGGGUUGCCCAUGCAACAUUACCGCUUUUGGAUGCUGCCCGGAUGGUGUCUCUCCAGCGCAAGGCACUCAAAUGGAAGGCUGCGCGUUCUCGUGCAAUUCGACGGAAUUCGGAUGUUGCGCCGACGGCGAGACUCCUGCCCACGGUCCGGAGCAGGAGGGAUGCUGCUUGCAAUACCCCUUCGGCUGCUGUCCCGACAACUACAAGCCCGCCGCUGGACCUCAUCUUGAGGGUUGCAGCUGCGCAGAAGCCCACUACGGCUGCUGUCCCGACAACGUCACCAUCGCGCGCGGACCAAGCAACGAGGGCUGCGGCUGUCAAUACACAGAGUUCGGAUGUUGCCCGGAUCGUCACACUAUCGCUACCGGGCCGGACUUCGAAGGUUGUUCUUGCAACACGUAUCAGUUCGGCUGCUGUCCCGACGGUGUCUCUGUCUCCACCGGCCCCAACAUGGAGGGCUGCCGCUGCGACUACACGCAGUACGGCUGCUGCGGGGACGAACUCACCGCCGCUGUGGGCCCUGACCAGUUGGGCUGCGAUUGCGCCAGUAGCAAGUACGGCUGUUGCCCUGAUGGCCAAACUGAAGCUAAAGGAGAGAAGUUCCUGGGUUGCUCUGAAAUACCUGUAAACAAACAAGAGGCCUGCAGCCUGCCGACGGAGCGUGGCUCGUGCCGCAACUACACGGUGCAAUGGUACUACGACAUGGAGUACGGCGGCUGCUCGCGCUUCUGGUACGGCGGCUGCGAGGGCAACGCCAACCGCUUCGGUAGUAAAGAGGAGUGCGAGGAUGUUUGCGUACAACCUUCUCCUAAAGACGCGUGCAACCUUCCGAAGGUUAAGGGCGCGUGCGUGGGCUAUAACCUGCGUUGGUACUACGACAAGGAUCAGCAGGUGUGCGGCCAGUUCGUAUUCGGCGGCUGCCUCGGCAAUGCCAACAACUUUGAGAGCCGCGAACUCUGCCAGACACAGUGUCAACCCAAAAAGGACGUUGAUGAAUGUGGGCUGCCAAUGGAAGAGGGCCCGUGCGCUGGUACUUUCGCGCGCUGGUUCUUUGACCAGAAGACGCGGCGCUGCUUACAGUUUGUAUGGGGCGGCUGCGCCGGCAACGGCAAUCGUUUCAUCUCCGAGGCUGCCUGCAUUCAGACGUGCAGUCCACCCGGCAAGCCACAUCCGAACUGCGAUGAGCCGCAAGAGACAGGCAAUUGCACGGAGAAGCAUGCCGCGUGGUCCUUCAGCGAUACGGAGAACCGCUGUGUGCCAUUCUACUACAGCGGCUGCGGCGGCAAUGGGAACAGAUUUAAUACCGAGGACAGUUGUAUUGCCGCCUGUCCUAGUGUGUACGAGCCAGAGAAAUGCGUACUGCCUGCGGAAACCGGAGAAUGUGCCAACUAUACAGAGAAAUGGUUCUACGAUACGGCUUAUCAGCGUUGCCGACAGUUCUACUACGGCGGAUGUGGCGGCAACGAGAAUAGAUUUGAUUCCCAACAAGAGUGCGAGACGAGCUGCUCCCAACAAACUACCACAACUACCACCGAACUCACCACAAUCCAGACCACACGACCCACCCCAACCACCAGACCCACGGAGCCCACAAGACCCGCGGAGACCACAAUACACCAGGAGACAACAAGGCCUGAGGAGACCACACAGCCAGCACAAGUGCAGCCACCACAGCCUGGCUCACAGAGAUCUGAUUUCUGUGCAUUGGAACUGGACCCUGGUCCGUGCGAGAAUCUGCAGAGCCGUUGGGGCUACGAUGGCUCCCUGGGCACCUGCAUCACCUUCAUGUACGGCGGCUGCGGCGGCAACAGGAAUAAUUUCCCCACGCAGGAGCAUUGCAACUAUUUCUGUCCCGAUCAACCACUAUCUAACCGGUUCGAACCGGAAAUCUCGUCAAGUGAAAUCUGCAGGCUGCCGAUGCGCGCCGGGCCCUGCGACCAGUCACUGAUGCGCUGGUUUUACGACCCCAGCACCGACUCCUGCAGCCAGUUCACUUACGGAGGUUGCGAGGGCAACGCCAACAGAUUUGAGAGCUUGGAAGAGUGCGAGAGUCGCUGCAAGAACACAAGACCUGAACCCGAGACCUCUACUACCACCACGACGAGCACCACGACUCCUGCUACAACCACAAACGCUGUAACGAUGGAAGAGUUGCCGCCGGAGUGCAUAGUAUCCCCGCUCCUGGAAGAGUGUGCCGGCGCGGGCACGGUGUGGUACGCGGACAGCAGCCGGCAGUGCGUGCCGCACGUCAACAGCGACAGCGGCGCCACCUGCCGCCACACCGGCGUCUUCAACUCGCCUGAAGCCUGCGAGAGGAGCUGCGGCGCUUUCCGGAAUAUUGAUGUGUGCCGGUAUCCGUUGGACGCGGGUCCGUGCCGAUCUUCUGAGCCCAAGUUUUACUUCGAUGGCGACAGCAGCAGCUGCCGACAGUUCUUAUACGGCGGCUGUCACGGCGGCCCUAACCGUUUCUCCACAUUCGAAGAAUGCGAGGACAUUUGCCAACCUAAGAGCGACCCAUGCAAGGUUCCCCCGGAGCCGGGCAACUGCCUGGCGUACCUGCCCAUGUGGUACUACGACGAGGCGCGCGACGACUGCAGCCAGUUCAUCUACAGCGGCUGCAACGGCAACGGAAACAGAUUCGAUACAAGAGGCGAUUGCGAAGGUCGAUGCAAGAAACGACCUACGACCACCCUCGCACCAACAACUGAAGUUAUUACCACCACGACAACGACGACUACAACGACCACAGCUGCUCCCACCACUACACAACAAAUUCUGGUGGAGGAGCAGUGCCGCAGACCAGCGUCGCUGGAGCCUUGCGGGGCCAGCGCCGCCGUGUUCUACUACGACGAGACGCACGGCGCCUGCCUGCCCGCGGACUUCGGCAACUGUCGCCAUCCCAACUCCUACCGCAGCGAGGAGGAGUGCGAGAGACAGUGUGGUAUCUUCAGGGCACUUGACGUGUGCCGCUACCGCCUCGACCCCGGGCCGUGCAACGACACUGGCAUCAUGAAGGUGUACUGGGACGCGGAGUCAGGUCGCUGCGAGCCGUUCGCGUACGGCGGCUGCCAGGGCGGACCCAACCGCUUCUCCAGCGAGGACGAGUGCGAGGAGGUCUGCGGUCCUACUGGCCCUGGGACGAACGAAGUGCUGCCGGACUGCGAGGCAUAUAACGCGGAGUGCGCGGCGCUGCGGUGUGCUUACGGCGUGCAGCGCACGCGCACCGCCGGCGGCUGCGAGCGCUGCGCCUGCGUGCAGGUCGAGGUGGACUGCGCGCCGCUGCAGGAGGAGUGCCAACGCCUCAAAUGCUACUACGGAAUGCAAAACGAAACUGGCGACGACGGCUGUCAGAGAUGCCGCUGCCUGGAUCAUCCGUGUGCGAGCAAAACUUGCGCGGAGGGCGAACGCUGUGUACCCACCGUGUUCCGCGACCCCGUGCUGCAAGUGUUCAGCUAUGUCGCCAGCUGCAACGUCAUGAACAAGACGGGUAGCUGUCCUGAUGCGGAGGAUAUGCCGGUGUUGGACGGGUCGUGCCGGGUCGAGUGCAACGACGACGCGGACUGCCGCGGCGAGGCCAAGUGCUGCGCCCGCGGCUGCAGCCGGCACUGCUUCGCGCCCGCCGCCCCCACGCCCGCACCCGCCGCCAUCAUCACCGCCACCAGCGCCACGCCACUCACCACCGCAUACCAACCCGAGCUGCCGCAUGCGCCGCGCGCCGACACUGCUACGGAGCCGGAGGUGAGCGCGACGGAAGGCGGCAAGGCCACGCUGCGCUGCCUCUUCCAUGGCAACCCUCCGCCCAAGAUCACCUGGAGCCGCGGCGAGAUUACGAUCGACGGCACCUCUGACCGGUAUCGGCUGCUGUCGGACGGCGCGCUGGAGAUCGUGUCGCUGUACCGCAACGACUCCGGCGUCUACAUCUGCAUCGCCGACAACGGGCUCGGCGUCGCGCGCCAGGAGAUACAUCUGGUGGUCACCGAUCCCGUGGCCGCGCCCAUAUCCAUCGCGGGAGAUAACGAUGCCGUCGUGAUGGGAGAACUCAACCGGGUGCUGUACAUCCGCUGCAUGGCGUACGGCUACCCCAUGCCCAUCAUACAAUGGUUCCGGGGCUUGUCGGGUCCUAUGGUGCCGUACAGCAGCUCCCUGUAUGAAGCCCGAGACAGCGUACUUCAGAUAAGAAGACUAGACUACGAUACGCUCGGUGACUACGCAUGCCAGGCGUAUAACGGACAGGGCAAGCCUGCAUCGUGGUCGGUCGUGGUGAAGGCGUAUAGACCGGAAGGGGACGAGACCUACAACCCAUACUUGGUGGACAGACAUGAAAGGGUUUUAAUAACCCAGAGGGAGCCUAUUACAGAAGCGACGACAACACCACUUCCUGAGAUCACAGUACCAGUGUACACCGUGCCGGUGACGACGCGCAUCCUGUCGUCAACGACGACUGUGGCGACUGGCGCGCAGCUGUCGCUGCCGUGCGAGGUGGACGGCUACCCCGAGCCUGAGGUGCGCUGGACUAAGGACGGCGUGCCGCUGCUGCAGAGCGACCGUAUCGAUAUCACAGAGUCACGUCUAACGAUAACAUCGACGAACAUAAACGACAGCGGGCUGUACGGCUGUCACGCACGCAACGCCUACAGCUCGCACUCCUCCACGCUGCAGAUUACCGUAGAAGGUCUGUACAUCCCGCCGACGUGCAAGGACAAUCCAUUCUUCGCUAACUGCAACCUCAUCGUGCGCAGCAAGUUCUGUACGCACAAGUACUACUCCAAUUUCUGCUGCAAGUCGUGCGUGGAGGCUGGCCUCCUCAACCCGCUAGAUCUUGAUAUAUUACUUAAGUAGCGGGACAGCUAAGUUACCUAUACUUAGGAUAAGGAGAGGCCAAGGGUCACGACCGAUGCAAGACACAACCUUGAUAAGAAUUCGCACUGAGUAACAACUAGUGCAUAUUUUACACCAACAUUUGUGCAUUAAAUGUAGCUUUGUGGACGUUACAUUCAUAAUUGUUUUAAUAUAUUUGGUGUUGUAAAAUUCUAUUAUUCAGUAAUUGUAAACUAAAGCAAUUCUUCUGUAGUUGUCGUAAAAAUGUAUUAUUUUUAAAAUUGAAAAUGGUAAAUUAAAUAGGACGUCGGUCGUGGAGACCUUUGGAGUAGAUAGAAUCACAAAGUGCCAUAAAAAACUCCGUGCUUUAUACAACGUACAGUAAAAUUGCCCGCGAUAUCUGACGAGAUAACUCUCUGGGGGCAUAUUUACAAUGUAGUUAUGCACUUUUAAGUAAACAAUAAAUACCAAUAGAGUAGAUAGGGACAAUUAAUAAUGUAAAUAAUUACUUACACGUCUGUGAUGGGAAUUCACUUAUUCAAUUGUGUUUGAAGAGCGCUGACAGCUCUAGAACAUUCCACGCAAGUUUACUAAAAUCGUCAAUACACUGCAUUAGCAGCAAUAAACUGCAGUCUGUGUAUGGCAAAGUACAAUUUUAUAUGAAAACUGCAGAUCUGUAGAACGCUAGAUUCUUUAAAUUUGACGUAUUAUUAAAAAUAAUCACGAUAUGACUUUGUAUGAUUUUUAAUGUAAUUUUUAUAGAUGUGAAUGUUACUGUGCAUUAUGAAUGCAGUUAAACCUGUAUUAAAUCGUCUGUUUUUUCAAAGAUUAUAUGUGCUGACAUUAAGUACAGUCGUGGAUACCCGCGGUGUUCCACUUACAGAAACAUUACCUUGUUCAUUGCAACACAAACUCCUCCCAAAUAAUCAUUUAGGUAGCAGUUUGCAAAAACUCCGCGAAAAUAAAAAGCAAUUAUCUGUGUACCGCUGCUAUUUUUUCAUAUAUACACAUUUAGUACCUGCAUAUUAAUUAUUCCGCGUCAUCUCGGUAUAUAUUUAAACGACAGUAGCUUUUAAAAUUCAUCACCGUCAAAUUCCCCGACUGUACAAUACAGGUGUCAGUGCAGUUGUGUAGUCAAACUUUGCGUGGAAUGCAUUGCAUGCUUGGCAUUCGGAGCUCAUCAUAUACAUGUUCUUAUUUCAACAUAGAAAGUAGUUUUUCAAAACAAUGUUUUUUUCCCAUUUUCAUCAAGAUCUAAGUAGAAUGAACUUGGUGUUUAAAGUUGUAGUUACAAUUUCCCAUUGACUCGUAAAUACUCCUUAUCGCAAUUUCCGGAGCGAGUUUCGAUGUAAGUUAUCCGUAAGUUAUUUAUUAUAUAAGUUCGUAGCUUUGUAUCACUAAGUGUACUUAGAGUCAAAUUCAGUGUUAUUUGUGAGUCAUAAUAAUAUUUUUAAGUGGAAUUUUAUAUUUGUGACGUGUAAAUAGAUGACAAUAAAGUGCGUAUUAUUGAUAA